Molecule: messenger RNA, 1790 nt
Organism: Ruditapes philippinarum (Manila clam)
Lineage: Eukaryota; Metazoa; Mollusca; Bivalvia; Venerida; Veneridae
Exons: 3
Coding region: 123-1535 (470 amino acids)
Source: RefSeq, a predicted model, not a curated record
ACCUGCAAAUUGAUCUCGUUUCCGCCUGGUUGGCAAAAAGCACGCCAUUGUUAUUUACAAGUAGAGCGGAAAGUUGAAAGGUCGUAUCUGUUUACAAACAAAUUGUGUUAAAGCGCGUGAUAAUGCCAACCAGUUGUUGUGCACCAGGAUGCACACAGAGAUUUGAAAAUAAUUCUGGGGUCAGUUUCUUCAGAUUUCCUAAAGAAAAAGAGCAGAGAACCAAAUGGAUACUAGCGCUACGGCGAAGAGAUCUUAAAGACCCAAACAAAUUAUGGGAGCCCUCGGCGUACGAUCGUAUAUGCAGUUUACACUUCACAUUAGGUCAACCAUCCAAGGAUCCUUGUCACCCUGAUUACUGUCCCAGUAUCUUCUCCUUUACUCCUGCUACAAAACAAACACCAGCCAGAGCAGACAGAUACCUUAGACUGAAGAAAAGAAAACUUUCUUUCACUGGUGAAAAGAACAAGGAAAACAACAAUCCACUGGAUAUAGCUGAAGCUCUUCUUAACCUUGGUAGUGACAUACCACAGACAUGUGACAAAGGCACUGAUCCAGACAAAGAUCCUUUACUCGUGAAACUGGAAAAGCUUGAACAGGAACAUUCAGCUCUUCAAAAGGAGUAUCAACAUCUUUUGGAUGAAAAUAGGUCACUGAAAGCCAAAAUAAGGAGUUCUGAGUUCACAUAUAAGAAUUUUAGUAAAAGCCAAAUGGCAUCAAUGACAGGACUUCCAUCUAUUGGAGCAUUUACAUGGGUACUGUCAUUAGCAGCGGUUGUAUGCAAACCCAUAGGGAAACUUUCAAUCGGUGACAUGUUGCUGCUUGUUCUAAUGAAGUUGCGUCUGAACUUAACAAACACUGACCUGGCUAUGCGCUUUAAUAUAAGUCCCACAAAUGUGUCCAGAAUACUGUGUCAUUGUUUACCUAGACUUGCAAAGUGCCUGAAAUUUCUGCUAGUGUGGCCAUGCAAGGGUAAGAUAUUGAAAAACAUGCCAAGAUCCUUUAAGAAGAACUAUAAGAAGUGUCGCGUUAUAAUAGAUUGCAGUGAAAUAUUUAUUCAAAGACCAACAAAUCUGGAUACCCGUGCUAAAACUUGGUCUUCAUAUAAACAUCAUAAUACCAUGAAAUUUCUCAUUGACAUUACACCCUAUGGUGCUGUAAGUUUUUUGUCAAAGUGCUGGGGUGGUAGAAUAUCAGAAAAGGAGAUAACUGAACGGUCAGGGUUUUAUGAUAAUCUUGAACACGGAGACCUUGUUUUGGCCGAUAGGGGCUUUCUGAUAUCGGAUGAACUGGCUGUCAGGGGUGCAUCACUCGCAAUACCGCCAUUUGCUAAGGGUAAAGUGCAGUUCUCACAAAAAGAGAUAGAAUGUGGACGUAGACUUUCAAAGGCAAGAAGACACGUGGAGCGGGCAAUUGAACGUGUUAAGCGAUUCCAAAUUCUAAAGCAUGUUAUGCCGCUUUCUAUGUUCCGACAUGCAGAUUCAAUCUUAGCUAUCUGUGCUGCAUUGACAAACUUAAUGCCCAAAUUGGUAAAAUAAAGACACAUGUAAAUGUAUGGAUAACAAUCUCUUUUAUUUCAGUUUCUAUUGGUUAAGGAAACAAUGUUAACAAAACAAUUAGACAAAAGACACAAUGUAACAUUUCAAUAUAGCUAAGGAAACAAUGUGAAAACAUUUUACUGGUAUAUAUCUUAUGCAUUACAUAGUAUGUUAUUGUAACAAUUUAUUUAUCAUUUAUGUAUGCCAAAGAAAUUUGUUGUUGGACUCAAUAUCAAAUAAACAGAAGAAAAUGUU